GGAUCAGAUAUCAAUAAUGCAGAGAACAAGAUCGUUGUUGAAAAUAAUGCAAAGGACGUAGGGAUACAUUGCGUGAUAAACAGAGAUGAUCUUCCCCAGUCGGACAGCGAGUCAAAGGGUUUAUAUAUGUGUCCCACAAUGAGGCAAUGCAGAGAUGAAAGCCGGGACAGAUUCAUAAUUGCACGGAUCGAAAACAACACGAUAUUCAAUUACUACCCGAAGGAAUAUAAAGUUAGCAUGAAUGGAACAUUGACUGUACGAAAGAUGUCAUCAAAGUAUGACGGAAUGGUGGUCUGGUGCAUAUUAAUGGUUCCGUUAAUUGGAGCGGGAGAAAACACAACUGUCAUUCAAAUAGCUAAAGGUACGACUUUGUCUGUCGAAAAACAAAGCAUUUAUCGUGGAAAUUACUUUUCGACUACUACCUCCCUUUCUUCCCCUUCAUUCGCUUAUGCACGUAGGAGACAGAUAAAUAGAACGCAGGAAAGGAAAAAAAACAUCACCGUUUUUAAUCAAUAUUUAAUUAGGCUUACAAAACUUUGUUCUCCUCUUUUUCAGAGAGGCCCAAAUUGAAUAUAAAUAGCCCACAACUGUUCGCGGUGGUCCAAGGAAUGACUCUACAUUUAGACUUCGAUGCAACUGGUUAUCCUUCUCCCCGGGUAAUCUGGUUUCGUGACGAGCAAGUUCUUCAAAACAGAUCAAUUGAAGAAAGCACAAGUUUGGUGCUAAGAAACGUCACUAAAAACGACGAAGGAAAAUACAAUUGCACGGCUACAAAUCUUCUAGGAAGUGAUAGUUAUGAGGUGCAAGUAAAUGUCAUCGGUGAGUUUUAA
This is a messenger RNA of Pocillopora meandrina, 830 nucleotides long. NCBI's taxonomy places the organism in Eukaryota, Metazoa, Cnidaria, Anthozoa, Scleractinia, Pocilloporidae. The record is from the annotation of a GenBank genome assembly.